Molecule: messenger RNA, 3400 nt
Organism: Castor canadensis (American beaver)
Lineage: Eukaryota; Metazoa; Chordata; Mammalia; Rodentia; Castoridae
Source: RefSeq, a predicted model, not a curated record
GUCGGGACGGAGGAGACAAGAUGGCGCUGCGGGCGAUGCGGGGGAUUGUGAACGGGGCCGCACCCGAGCUACCCGUGUCCACCAGUGGGCCGGUGGCGGGAGCGCGGGAGCAGGCGCUGGCAGUUGGCCGUAACUACCUCUCCCAGCCUCGCCUCACAUACAAGACAGUAUCAGGAGUGAAUGGUCCACUAGUGAUCUUAGAUCAUGUGAAGUUUCCCAGAUAUGCUGAAAUUGUCCACCUGACAUUACCAGAUGGCACAAAGAGAAGUGGGCAAGUUCUAGAAGUUAGUGGUUCCAAAGCAGUAGUUCAGGUAUUUGAGGGGACGUCAGGUAUAGAUGCCAAGAAAACGUCCUGUGAGUUUACUGGGGAUAUUCUCCGAACACCAGUGUCUGAGGAUAUGCUUGGUCGGGUAUUCAAUGGAUCAGGAAAACCCAUUGACAGAGGUCCUGUGGUACUGGCUGAAGACUUUCUUGACAUUAUGGGCCAGCCAAUAAAUCCUCAGUGUCGAAUCUACCCAGAGGAGAUGAUCCAGACUGGCAUUUCUGCCAUCGAUGGCAUGAACAGUAUUGCCAGGGGGCAGAAAAUUCCGAUCUUCUCUGCUGCAGGGUUGCCACACAAUGAGAUUGCAGCUCAAAUCUGUCGCCAGGCUGGUUUGGUAAAGAAAUCCAAAGAUGUAGUGGAUUACAGUGAAGAAAAUUUUGCAAUUGUAUUUGCUGCUAUGGGUGUAAACAUGGAAACUGCCCGAUUCUUCAAAUCUGACUUUGAAGAAAAUGGCUCGAUGGACAAUGUCUGCCUCUUUUUGAACCUGGCCAAUGAUCCAACUAUUGAACGAAUCAUUACUCCUCGCCUGGCUCUGACCACAGCCGAGUUUCUGGCUUACCAGUGUGAAAAGCACGUACUGGUUAUCCUGACUGACAUGAGUUCUUAUGCUGAAGCACUUCGAGAGGUUUCAGCAGCCAGGGAAGAAGUCCCUGGUAGACGAGGUUUCCCAGGCUAUAUGUAUACAGAUUUAGCCACGAUAUAUGAACGUGCUGGUCGAGUGGAAGGUAGAAAUGGCUCUAUCACUCAAAUCCCUAUUCUCACCAUGCCCAAUGAUGAUAUCACCCACCCCAUUCCUGACCUGACGGGUUAUAUUACUGAGGGGCAGAUCUAUGUGGACAGACAGCUGCAUAACAGACAGAUUUACCCACCUAUUAAUGUGCUGCCCUCACUCUCCCGGCUAAUGAAGUCAGCCAUUGGAGAAGGCAUGACCAGAAAGGACCACGCCGAUGUAUCUAAUCAACUGUAUGCCUGCUAUGCUAUUGGCAAGGAUGUGCAAGCCAUGAAAGCUGUAGUGGGAGAAGAAGCCCUUACCUCGGAUGAUCUUCUUUACCUGGAAUUUCUGCAGAAGUUUGAGAGGAACUUUAUUUCUCAGGGUCCCUAUGAAAACCGCACUGUCUACGAGACUUUGGACAUUGGCUGGCAGCUGCUCCGAAUCUUCCCCAAAGAGAUGCUGAAGAGAAUCCCUCAGAGCACCCUGAGCGAAUUUUACCCUCGAGACUCUGCAAAGCACUAGCUGCUGCUGCUUUUGUGGCGUGGCCUCUUGUGAAGUACUGGUUCUGUUUUCCUGAUUCCUUUUGCACUCCUCCAUCCCCACCUCGUGUGGAAGUUUACCUGUUACCCUGUAAUUAAAAACAAAGACUAGGUAACGUUAUUGUGCCAGUGUUGCAAUGUUUUAAACUGCUACAGACUUUAAAAUAGCCCUGUUCAAAAAGCCGGAUCUUCAGUGCUUUGUUUAAAGUAGCUGCAGGGAUAGAGCUGAAGUUUUCUCAUUGAUGUAUGUAUUUGUACAUAGUGAUGUAGUUAGUUGCCUAAUAAUGUCUUUGUCAUUUGGGUUCCCCAGGCCUUACCUGUCAGCCCCGUCAACAAUAUCAUUAUUGUGAAGCUAAAAUGCUUUGUCCUUGAAUUUAGGGGCAAGGUCGGGUCUGGAUCAGAAGAACCAAGAGGCUGUUUCCUGAAUCUCGUUUGGGAUACUGUGCUUCAUUUCCCAGGCAAAUGAUCUCUGCUGUGUACUUGCUUUCUCCUAUGUGAUGAAUAGAUUUGCAAAAGGAGUUUCUUUUUGUCUUAGUAUCUGUGAGUUGGGAUUCCUGUGUGUGGCAUCCUUCUCCCUUUGAAUACACACAGAAUCAUGCAACUUUGCACAGCUGACAUUCAUCUGAUAGUGACCAGAUGCCUUGUCCUGGUGAUCCUUCAUGGGUUUCCAUGCAGAGGAAUCAGAAUUAGAGUUAUCAGUAGAAUUGUGGCUUGGGGUACAAUAAAACAAAAAAGCAAAGCCUAUAUCCAUUAUGUAUUCUGAUGUGCUAACAGUGCUUAUCAGAUGCUGAGGCAGGAUGGGGAGGAGAGACUUCCUAGAUUGUGGAUAUUUUAAACUAUUCAGAGCAGCCUUUGGAAGAUCCCUGAUGAGUCCUACUUUCUGACCUAGCUUUAUUUUUCAGGGUGAUCUUGUGGCAUAAAUGGCAGCAUUUCAUUCAUUCCUUCUUCCUGGUGUGAGCCUGAGCUACUCUGUGCAGUUCUGCCAUGUCUGCUGUUGGGUCUCUGUGUUGUGUGUUACUCGGGUACAGUAGUAACUUCCUACUCUGUACAUUCCAUCUUUCCAGCUGUGUGAAGUUCACUUUUUCUCUGAGGGGGUUGGGGGGUGGGGAGCAAGCAUGAUUAUAUUUUAAUGUAGAAAAUGUGACAUCUGGAUAUAAAUGAAAAUAAAUGUUAAAUUAAAUGGAAGUUACCUAAAGUGACUCUGUAUCUUCUAAUCAGAAAAGCAACAGCAGUAAGCAAAUGGAUAAUGCAUCUCUUCACAGCUGUGAGCAUCAUAACCAGUAUUGGGGACCAGCCCCCUGUAUUACAGGACACGGCCCAUGUCUUACAGGCUGCCCUUCCCAGCCUUUGUUUGGAUGGCUCUUACAGCAUGUAGUUUGAUCGCCAGGUGAAUUUCCACAGGCGAUCCUAUUAUUCUGUUUCAAGCAUUUCCAGGAUCUCUAGAACCUACCUGCCAUGAAUGAAGGAGGGUGAAGAAUAAAAAAUGAAAUACAUACUGAAACAAACCAAGACUUGCUUCAAAUAAAAUCUUAACUGGGUGUUCAGUAUAAAAGAAAUCAUAGCCGUUAAAGCACGAGGUGGUGUCACAGAGGCCUCCCUGUCCUCUCUGCCUUCUCUCUCCCCUCUGUAGUACAAGGCAGCUUUCAGGAGCUGUAGAGGGAGAAGCUCAGUCCUGGCAAGGGCAGAGCAGACUUCAGUUCUGUUUCUGGUUCUACCACUCACAGUAAGAAAUGCAAGUCUGUCUUACAUGCCUUUUAGGGUUAGCAUAAAGGUUUAGAGAUUUUGUGUGUAAAAACCUAAAACAGAGCCUGGGCCACAGCUGCACUC